Molecule: messenger RNA, 2395 nt
Organism: Striga asiatica
Lineage: Eukaryota; Viridiplantae; Streptophyta; Magnoliopsida; Lamiales; Orobanchaceae
Source: the annotation of a GenBank genome assembly
UUUUAAUCUCAUUUUUCGUUACAAAAUCAAGCAAUUACUAUGUCACGGACAAUAAAAUCUCUCAAUCUCUUUGCACUACAAAAAGUUAAAAACUUCACCCCACCAGCCUCGGGCAGUCAUUUCUUUGCUUCCAAUGGCGGGUCUCCACACCUCCCUCCGCCACCAACCACCGUCCUCGGCCGCUAACCACCAUUCCUUCGUCGCGAAGCUUUUACUCCUCCUCACCGUUCUCCCUCUCUCCCUCGCCAUCUUCGCCUUCCUCCUGCAAUGGCGCGGGGGCGGCGUAGACGAUCCCAUUUCGCGAUGGUCGCCCGAUGAGGCCCACAAGUUCCCGGGAAUGGAUUCUUCUCCCCUGCCGACGGUUGGUCACUCUUUAUCUCAUUCGACUGAUUGUUCCAUGCUGCUUGGACACUCCACGACGGCGUCGUUUCCGUAUUUCAGGGAUUGGAAGUUCAAAUUCGAUGCCGAUCUUAAGCCCAAGAUAUGUAUUACAACAAGUACAUCUGCAAGCUUGGAGCAGAUUUUGCCAUGGAUGUAUUAUCAUAAGGUUAUUGGGGUUUCAACCUUUUUCCUUUUUGUUGAAGGGAAGGCUGCAUCUCCUGCGGUGUCCAAAGUUCUUGAAUCCAUUCCGGGAGUUAAAGUGAUAUACAGAACCAAAGAACUGGAGGAGCAACAAGCUAAGAGCCGAAUCUGGAAUGAAACUUGGCUGUCAAGUUUCUUUUAUAAGCCAUGCAAUUAUGAGCUUUUCGUGAAGCAAUCCUUAAACAUGGAGAUGGCAAUAAUUAUGGCAAGGGAGGCAAGCGUGGACUGGAUACUUCAUCUUGAUACUGAUGAACUGAUGCAUCCAGCUGGUGCCCGAGAAUAUUCUCUGAGGCAAUUGUUGAGUGAAGUGCCUGCAAAUGUGGACAUGGUUGUUUUUCCUAACUAUGAAAGUAGUGUUGAACGAGAUGACAUCAAGGACCCUUUCACGGAGGUCUCGAUGUUCAAGAAAAACUACGAUCAUUUAACAAAAGAUACUUAUUUCGGUAUGUAUAAAGAAUCUACACGUGGCAAUCCCAACUACUUUUUGACAUAUGGGAACGGGAAAUCUGCUGCUCGGAUACAAGAUCAUCUUCGGCCUAAUGGUGCACACAGAUGGCACAAUUACAUGAAAACUCCAAAUGAAGUGAAACUGGAAGAGGGUGCAGUCUUACAUUACACAUAUGCCAAAUUCUCUGACUUGACUUCUAGACGGGACCGAUGUGGUUGCAAGCCUACAAAAGAGGAUGUGAAACGAUGCUUUAUGUUGGAAUUCGAUAGAUCUGCAUUUAUAAUUGCUUCUACUGCAACAGAGGAAGAGAUGCUAAACUGGUAUCGGGAACGUGUUGUGUGGACUGAUAAAACUCUCAAUGUAAAAUUGUUAAGGAAGGGAAUCUUAACACGUAUCUAUGCUCCCAUGACUAUAAUCCAAGGCCUAAGGGAAUCUGGUACAUUCGGGUCCAUCAUUGCUGCUGCUCAAGGCUCGUUGUCAAAGGACAAAUUCUUAGCAUCUGUUGAGAGCAGUAAUUCCUCACGGUCACAAAAAUCGAGAAAGUUAGGCAUAAACUCGGAAUCUCGAUCAACGGUCAGAAGAAUUCUGGAAAUCGACUCUCCAUUGCAUGAACAAGCUGUGCCACCACUAUCUCCGCCUGGCAUUGAUGGUGACCUCAAGAUUGAAGCUUAACAUUCUCCUUACGCGGCUUGCUGCUUUUUUCUUCCUUUGAGAAAAAUGGCAAAUGAGAGGAGAGUGCGUGGAUUUUUAUUUUUUAUUUUUUUUCCUCUUUUUUGUGGUGAGUUGUAGAAUUAGGGAAAGAUUUGAGCAGGCAUGCAUGCGAGUAGGAGUGUGAAGAAUUGUGUUUCGAUCUUAAGGCUUUUUCCCGAUCAUUUACCCAAGCGGAAGUGUAUAUUAUGAUGAUUUUGGACAAGAAAGAGGGAAGGAAGGAAAGAAAGCUGUGGGAACUGAGACAUUUCAGCUCCACAGUCUCUGUUGUGUUUUAGAGAUGUUGAUAGAAAAUCAAGGGAUUUAUUUCUUUUGUUGUAUAGUACAUCUUGUGGUAAAUGUUAUACGAGCCCUGAUGCUUGCUCGUCGAUUGUUGUGCCCACAAUCUGUUUUUGUUGUGCCCACAAUCUGUUAGGCCUUAUCUCUAUUGAUGGCAUUUUAAAGAUGAUACAGGGGUUUACUUUACAUGCUGUGUGACUGUCACAAAGUUAGUUUGGUUUACUUUCAUUGGAGUCGUAUGACUUAACUUAUUGGUAUGUCAGGCGGUUAGGCGGCGUCUAGGCGGACCUAGGCUCUCCUAGGCGGGCUCGGCGUCAGUUUUUCAAUUUUUUAAAUAUUAAUUACAUUAUUUUGUUCUCAUGUUUUCUUUAAUAUAUA